CUAUUCAGUUCGCGGUUUUAUUCGGUCGAGCAGGCAUUGAGCCGAGUUAUGUAGUGUGCUUUGACGGUUAGAAUUCAAACGGGCAUUGAAACUGUGCUGCGCCGUUGCAGUGCCAUUGAAAGUGAUUAUAAAUAACCUGAGUGUGUGCAGAGUGAAGAUCGUUCGAAUUGUGCCUCUGCUCGUAGUUUAUCAUUGCUGCGUGCCAGAAGAUCACGCCAAAUAAAAAAAGUGAAAUACAAGAAUUAUGGAAGAAAACAACAAAAUGGCGAAGGAUAUGGAUAUGGAUAUGAACUUCAGCGAUGCAAUGGACGUAGAUAUUACUAUGGGCGACGUGGAUGUUACCAUGGCUGAUGCGGAUAUUAGUAAACUUUUGAAUGACACGCAUACUUUGCCUGUGUCCAACCCUGAGACUCCGCUGCAAACGCCCGUGAAGCCACAUGUACGUGUUGAAGAUGAGCUUUUCAUCGCUGCAGACUACAUGAACAAUGUGCAGGUCAAUCAGGUGAUUACGCCUAACCAGCAUCCAGAACCAUUGAACUCUACUUUUAAUUGCGAAGACAUUAAGAUUAAGAACAACGAAAGUAUUCACACCAACGAAAACGGAGGUAUUGUACAUGAGCAUUUGAAUAUUACAAAUGAGGUUAUGAAUGCAAGCGUUGAGGGUAAAAAAGAUUUGAACUCGACGUUUGGUGUGGAUAAUAAUUGUGUUAACGUCAAUGGAGAUACAAAUGGCAACCAGAUGGUAGAUGUGAGUCUUAAUAUGAGUGCAAGCCAUAUGAAUGGCAAUGCAGCGAAUAUGAAUUUAAAUUCCACGUUUGAAUUGCCCAGCGAAAAUCUAAACACCAACAUGGCUGACAUUUCAUGUAUUCAAAACAUUUCGAUUAUUGGUAAUAAUCUGCCGGUUAAUAUGGCGAAUUCUAAUGUUGUUAAUAGUGAUUUGUCGAUUCAAUCAAAAGAUUCUACUGCUGAAGUCACUGUGAUUGCCAAUGGGACGUUUGAUGCCAGUCGGUCUCAAUCACAAAUAAAUGUCACUCAAGAGUUGAGUACACACAAUAAUGAGCAGGAUGCAGAGGAAUAUCUGCAGGCUGAAGGCAGUUCGGGGCAUUCAUCGGGUAAUUAUCAAGAUGUCCCUGAAGUUGUCGAAGCAGAAGUGCCAAUUGCAGAUAAUAAAGUUAUCAAUGAGCAGUUAUCAACAUUUUUCAACUCGCUGACACAGAAAAAGAGAGAAACUGAGAAAACUUUAGAAAAUGUUAAUAUGGAGGUAAAAAUAAUUGAAACAGAAGAUAAUUCGCAUAAAAUUGAAGAUAUUCCUCAAAAUAUUACUAUAACUGAAGAAAUAUGUUUUAACUCAGCUGAGAGUGAGGUUAUUUCUAUUGAAAAUGAGGUUAUUCCUUCAAAUAUAACCCCUUCUUUGGAAUCUGCAGUAAAACCAGUUGAAAUGGAAGUAAAUACCAUCAAAAAUGAAGAUAUCUCUCAAAAUAUUAUAACUCAUGAUGAAAAACCUGUUGAAUCAAUGGAAACUGAUGUAAAUUUAAUCAAAAAUGAAGAGAACACUCAAAAUAUUACAACUCUUGCAGAAAAACCUGUUGAAUCAGUUGAAACUAAUGUAAAUUUAAUCAAAAAUGAAGAGAUUUCUCAAAAUAUCUUAACCCAUGAAGAAAAACCUCUUGAAUCAGUUGAAACUGAUGUAAAUUUACUUGAAAAUGAAGUUUCGCCUAUACAACCUGCUCCCUGCUCAACAAACAAUGAUAAUUUGGAGGAACUUAAUAUUAAUCCAACUGAUGAAGACAAUACUGUCAUUUUUGAAGAUGCCGAACAGACACUACCAGCAGUUGAUCCUGUGACUGACGCUGUUCCACCAUCUCAGCCAGAUAUAACAAAAUCUCCUCUGCCAAUAAAAAAUGUCAGCCAUUCUAACUCACUUAUGAAAACCGCUCUAAUGGCGUGUCAUGACGCUUUCCAAAGCAUCACACGCACAAAAACAGAAGACUCACCACUAAAUAACUCCACAAUGAUACUAUUUGAUCAAUCCGGAAUUGCAAGCGGUGAUUGCUUGAACACCACAAAUACCAAGAGCAGUAAUCUCUUGGAUUGCACCCUGGAGAAUGGCACGAUGAUGCAGAUGCUGCAACAGGAGCAGGAGAAAGUCUUACAAGCCGCCAACCGGAUGAAUGAAGAUAAAUUAACACCUGCAAAAGAAACUCACCCGUCACUAUUGGCCGAAAACAAGGAAAACAUCAAAAAUGCCGCCGGCGACCGCAACGAGCAGGCAAACCGCGAGAAGAUACGCGACAAGCCACGGCCUUCGUUACUUCUUCAAUUUGACCCUCUUGCUAACUUGGUUAAUGGUAAGACUGAAGAGUCUAAAUUAGAAGCAUUGCCAAUUAGGACUUUGCCAUUGGUAGUGACAAAAAGCCCAAAGUCUUCGGGGCGAUUGCUCGACGUUGAUCUGGAGUUUGACGUUGAACACAAGAAAGCCAUGGAUGCCGUCAACGAAGAGAAGAUGAAUCUCAUCCAGGAGGUAAACCGUCUCAAACUAGAACUUAAUCAGGUUAAGCAGGAGAACACAACACUCACUCUGGAGAUUCAGAAGCGUGAGGAGGUAUAUCUCAAAGCAGAGGCUAACAGUACUCUCAGAGAGAGUCAGUAUGAGUUGGAAUUGAAACAACUUAUGGAGAAGUUGGAGUCUGCCAAGGAGCAGAACAACAAUGAAGAGUUAUCUGAAGUUAAACAAGAACUAAAACAGAGUCAGGCAGAGAUCAAAAAGCUUUUGGAAGAGAUUGCACAUUAUAAGAAAAUAAUGAAUGAAUAUGAAUCGACGCUGAGUGCUAACAACUGCGAAAAGGAGAAGCUCAAGACGGAGCACACGACGGUCACACAGCAUUUGGCUGCGUUGGAGGUGUCUUUCUCAGAUACAAUCACCAAAUACGAUCGGUGCAAGGAGAUUAUUGCUGGAUUCAGUCGCAAUGAGGAGACGUUGAAGGAGCGGCUGGAGAAGAGCAAUCAAAUUGCCAUCAAAUAUGAGGAGCGUUAUGAGACGCUAAAGAGUCAUGCUAACUCACAAUUAGACAAAGCGAAUAAAGACCUGAUAGCAGCAAAAGAAGCACACCGAACCGAAAUUGGUAAGCUCAACACGCUUAUCAAACGGCAGGAGAUCAAGAACGCGUCGCUGCAGCAAACACUCGAGCAGAAGAUUGCCGAGUGCACUGCGCUGGCGUCGCUCUGCGAUGAAAUGACCGGCUCGGGGAUGCACUAGACUGCGUCCGGCUAAUCUCUCUACUCAGACAGCUUGGAAGUGAUUGCAUUUUACGAUUUUAAUUGCUACGUUCGUGUUUACACGUGUAACUAAGCUAGUAUUAUCUAUUUAAUGUUUGAAUGCAAAUGUAUAUAUAUUAUAUGUCUUAAAUUUUUGUUAACAUUCCUCGUAAAUAAAUUAUUUGAUUACUA
This is a messenger RNA of Dalotia coriaria, 3447 nucleotides long. RefSeq names its product transforming acidic coiled-coil-containing protein 3. The record is from RefSeq and is a predicted model, not a curated record. Gene Ontology annotation, biological process: cell population proliferation; mitotic spindle organization. The transcript has 8 exons. NCBI's taxonomy places the organism in Eukaryota, Metazoa, Arthropoda, Insecta, Coleoptera, Staphylinidae. Gene Ontology annotation, cellular component: cytoplasm. Bases 245 to 3256 code for a protein of 1003 amino acids.